Messenger RNA from Nerophis lumbriciformis (worm pipefish), 2281 nucleotides. It is a transcript of the gene gpr4, whose product is annotated as G protein-coupled receptor 4. Gene Ontology annotation, cellular component: membrane. Lineage: Eukaryota; Metazoa; Chordata; Actinopteri; Syngnathiformes; Syngnathidae. The record is from RefSeq and is a predicted model, not a curated record. Gene Ontology annotation, molecular function: G protein-coupled receptor activity. Gene Ontology annotation, biological process: G protein-coupled receptor signaling pathway.
CAAAGUGCACGAGGGCGGAGCAGCGCAUCAUGUGACAAGCAUGUGACCUUUUCAGGACAACAGAACUCUCCGAGCUCGAAGCGGCAACAUUCCUUCCCACACAUCGUUUGGAUUAAAGACGCUUGCCUCCAACUUUGACGAAGUGUUGUUUACGACAGGGAAGACACAAGUUGGCCUCCCGCUUGACGGAGGAGCUCGCCACGGUUUACGUCCCACCUCGCGAGUGCGCUUGUCUCUCCGAUAAAGGACACGAUGCGACGCGAAGGCUUCUUCUUGCAAAGAGGAGAAGAAGAUGGAGGGUGCACGCGCUCUGAGAGCACUGGAACAGGAAGCGUGGAGCAGCUGUUUAUAUAUCCCGCCUUCUCCCUCCAUCCUCACCCCCGCCGUCCCCCUCCCCCUCCCCCGGUCUCAGUGUGCCUCAGCUUGCCGUCGCCGUGGAUGUUCGUCAAGCAGAUCCCAGCCUCUUCAUUCCUGCUAGAACAAAACAACUCUUUGACUUUUCUGCCUCUGCUGGGAUUUAAACUCUUUGUUUGUGUGAGGGCGAGCAACAAACUAUGUCCACAGGUGAGAGUGGAGCUGUGGAAAGUCCUCACAUAGGCAGACGUGUACUUCCUGAAAGAUUGAUGAGGUCCUCACAGGACCCACAAAGCCUGGUCCAGCGUUGAUAAGGCGGCUUCCAUUUCACCCCCCAUUCAUCCCUCCUCCUCUUUUUAAUUGGACGCCACAGGACGAGGGGGCGUGGCCGCUAACGGCGGCCUGAUGGAAAAUUUAGGGCCCUUGGCGGAAAAGCACGAGCGCCAGGAGCCAUGAAAGGCCGCAAGAAGAACGCCUCGGCUCGGGUGUGCGGCUCCAUGCUGGAGAGCGGCGAGCGGGAGGACGCCAUGUUGUUGUCAAAGUGGCGGUGGAGCAGGAUCGCCGUGAAGUCACAGAGCUGAGAGGAGCCCAACACACACACGGGACAAUGUGCAACAUCUCCUUCUGCAAUGUGGACAGCAAGGUGGACCAGUACUUCCAGCCGGCGCUCUACAUCUUCGUCAUCGUGCUGGGCCUGCCCACCAACUGCAUGGCAUUGUGGGCCGCCUACAUGCAGGUGCGCCAACACAACGAGCUGGGCGUCUACCUGAUCAACCUGUCGGUGGCAGACCUGCUGUACAUCAGCACGCUUCCUCUCUGGAUCGACUACUUCCUGCAGCGCGACGACUGGAUCCACGGCCAGGAGAGCUGCAAGCUGUUUGGCUUCAUCUUCUACACCAACAUCUAUGUCAGCAUCGCCUUCCUCUGCUGCAUCUCUCUGGACCGCUACCUGGCGGUGGCGUACCCCAUGAGGUUUGUCAAGGUGCGACGCAUCAAAACAGCCAUGUUGGUCAGCGCCAUGGUCUGGGUCAUCGAGAUCGUUGCCAACUCUGCGCCGCUGUUCCACGACGAGCUCUUCCAGGGUCGCUUCAACCACACCUUCUGCUUCGAGAAGUACCCCAUGCAGGACUGGGUGGCCGGCAUGAACCUCUACAGGACCUUCCUGGGCUUCCUGGCCCCGUGGACCGCCAUGCUGGUGGCCUACCGCGGCAUCCUGGCCGCCGUGCGCUGCAACGUGUCCACCGAGCGCGAGGAGAAGGCCAAAAUCCAGCGCCUGGCGCUGAGUCUGAUCCUGAUCGUGCUGCUGUGCUUCGGGCCGUACCACGUCCUGCUGCUGGUGCGCAGCGCCAUCUACCUGUGGAAGCCGUGCGACUGCGGCUCGGAGGAGAGCUUGUUCGCCGCCUACCACGUCUCGCUGGCGCUCACCAGCCUCAACUGCGUCGCCGACCCCAUCCUCUACUGCUUCGUCAACGAGGGGGCGCGCCACGACGUAGGCCGCGCGCUCUCCGCCUUGAUGUCCGCGGCGUGCCACAGGGGCGCCGCCGGCUCGCCGUCUCACGCCGACGUGCUCAACGCCGCCUCCGUGACCGUGGAAACCCCCCUGGCGGCGAAGAAGCAGCCGUGCGCUUACACGGACGGCGGAAAAACCAGCGGCUACAAGACGGAACUGGUGGCGCUGAAGGAGGAAUGUCUGCAGAUGAGCAUCCUCAGGAAGUGACGCCCGGAAAAAUGUGGAAGGUACCGGAACAAGUUGGUGGCGAGAAGAACCGGAAGAUGACCAUCACGUCUGUCAGGACUUUAGGACUGCACUCAUGCACGCUCAAGCCACGCCCACUUGGCUUCUUUCGUCUGCUUCUUUUUUUCUUUCUUUUUUUAAACAGUCAAGUCUGUAAGUUAUUAUGUUGAUGAGAAUAAAAGGUCAAAUCUA